Brugia malayi is the source of this 1041-nucleotide messenger RNA. RefSeq lists its product as uncharacterized. Lineage: Eukaryota; Metazoa; Nematoda; Chromadorea; Rhabditida; Onchocercidae. Bases 1 to 1041 code for a protein of 346 amino acids. The record is from RefSeq and is a predicted model, not a curated record. The transcript has 7 exons.
AUGUGUAUACUAUCGUCAGCUGUGCUUUAUAUAUCCGUCAAAUUCGUAUUUGGAGAAGAUUUAUCAUUAAUGGAAGGAGCUUUUGAAUUUGACUGUUCUCGAAUACCUGCCACGUACUGCUGUACAGCACGUGUCCGAACAGUCUGUGAGACGCGAUGCUCUAAUAUCCAUUGUGAUUCAGAUUUUUAUAGACAAGAUAAGAAAAUGAAACAGCUGAUAGUUAGACCAGAAACGAUUUACAAAAAUGGUUUAAACGACGGUGACACAGCAAACUUGCGUAGUGACAGUGAAAUGGAACGGUCAAGCCAAAAAUCGCUGUCUCGAAAUGUACUCAAAAAACGAUACUUACCUGUUCCAACAAACAGUAACGAGAAUGAAUCACUGAUAGGCAUGUCAAGUAGUGAGGAUGAUAAAGCAACAGAAGAUGUAGUACCGUUUGUCACAGCAGCAAUAUCAUCGUCUAAUUCUGACUUAGAUUCCUCUAAUACGUUAGAUCCUCAAUCACUGUUAACUGCAGUUCAGGAAGGCUUACAAAGACAACAUUGGGGAAUACGUUCGUUUGAAAUAAUAUAUCAUGUAACUCCAUCAUUAAAUUGGCUACACAAUCGUAAUUUCAUGGGCUCUAAUAGCAGCUUGGCGAAGUUGAAUAAGGCAGAAUGUGGCACAGCACCACAUUUUUCACCAUGUAUGUCAAUUUCACAAGCAAAUAUUCAAUUUGAACAAUGUUGUCGAAACAAAAUGCUUCCAACGAGUUGUCAACAUUCCUGCAAAUAUAAUGUGAAAGAAAGUGAGAUAAAUAAGAUUAUCGGUGCAGGCUUUUGCGCAAUUUUACAUAUCAUACCAAUUGCUCAGUGUGCUUCAAAUGGACGCGACAACAGUGAAUGCUGCAAAUACAAACAAGUAGCAACCAAAAGCGCGCCGCAAUGCGAAAUAUUUUGCCGUUCCGGACAAGAAAUAGCAAGAGUUGGUUUGGAACACUUGGUUUGCCGAAAAGCAAUGAAUGAAAUCAUUGCUUGCCACUUAUCCGGUUUAAGAAAUUAG